Messenger RNA from Paramormyrops kingsleyae, 4266 nucleotides. RefSeq names its product EYA transcriptional coactivator and phosphatase 1 (gene eya1). Gene Ontology annotation, biological process: multicellular organism development; positive regulation of DNA repair; cell differentiation. NCBI's taxonomy places the organism in Eukaryota, Metazoa, Chordata, Actinopteri, Osteoglossiformes, Mormyridae. Gene Ontology annotation, molecular function: protein tyrosine phosphatase activity. The record is from RefSeq and is a predicted model, not a curated record. Gene Ontology annotation, cellular component: nucleus.
UGCUGUUUCAAAUAGCAGCUCCCCCCUCCCUCUACCCCCCCUCGCUCCCUCCCUCUCUGCCCGUCUUUCUUUUUUUCUAUCCUUCUUCCUUAGACACUCGCUAGUCACUGCCCACAGCGGUAAUCGGACAAGCCUCAUUCCCGUCCACCGUCCGUCACCCUGCAGAGAUACGGCCCGGCGCUCUGGGCUUUAAAUGCCUAAAAUGAGAGCGAACAAGGCUGCCUUGCAUCUGUAAUUCACGCGUGAGCCUCUCCUUCGGCUGUUGGUAAAGUGCUUUUGGACCUGGAGAGAUACAGCCGGCAUCGGAGAGGCACGGAGCGACAGGAAGGUACCACACUUUUUCAGCAACAGUGGGAAAAGGCACACAGGCUCAUUCAGAUGAUUCUGAUCCAUCCGGUUCCAGGUCUAUGGAAAUGCAGGAUCUAACCAGCCCACACAACAGAGUCAGUGGAAGCAGUGAGUCCCCCAAUGGUCCAGGUCUCGACAACUCGCACAUCAAUAACAACCCCAUCACCCCAAAUGGCACAGAAGGUGAUAACAUCACCAUGCUCGCCACAGCCGACUGGCUGCUAGCUCCUAGUGCGCAGGACGCUUCAGUUAAAACAGAACCAAUGAGCAGCUCUGAGAUCACCACCUCCACAGCUGAAGGCUCUCUGGACAGCUUCUCGGGAUCAGCUAUUGGAACUGCUGGCUUCAGCCCAAGACAAGCGCACCAGUUCUCCACACAGCUCUAUCCUUCCAACCGGCCUUACCCGCACAUUCUACCCACCCCCUCCUCCCAGAACAUGGCGGCGUAUGGGCAGCCUCAAUACACAACGGGGAUGCAGCAAACCACUGCCUACGCCACCUACCCUCAACCUGGCCAGCCCUACGGGAUCCCAGCCUACGGUGCGUUGUGGGCAGGCAUCAAGACUGAGGGCGGCCUGGCGCAGGCCCAGUCUCCAGGCCAGACCAGCUUCCUGAGCUACGGAUCGGGCUUCAGCACGCCACAGACAGGACAGGCCCCCUACAGCUACCAGAUGCAAGGAAGUGGUUUCACGACGACGGCGGGCCUCUAUACGGGCAGUAACUCCCUGACAAACUCCAGCGGCUUUAACAGCCAGCAGCAGGACUACCCGCCAUACCCGGCCUUCAGCCAGGGCCAGUACCCUCAGUAUUACAGCAGCUCCCCGUACCCCUCCCCCUACAUGACGGGCAACAACACCAGCCCCUCCACCCCGUCCACUACAGCCACCUACACGCUGCAGGAGCCCCCAUCCGCCGUCACGAGCCAGGCCAUUACGGACCCCCCGGCCGGAGAGUACAGUACGAUGCACAGUCCAUCAACUCCCAUUAAAGAUUCAGAUUCAGAUCGAUUGCGUCGCUCCUCGGACGGAAAGUCACGCGGCCGGGGCAGGAGGAACAACAACCCAUCCCCCCCACCGGACUCCGACCUUGAGCGAGUUUUCAUCUGGGACCUGGAUGAGACCAUCAUCGUCUUCCACUCCCUGCUCACAGGGUCCUACGCCAACAGAUACGGACGGGACCCGCCCACAGCUGUGUCAUUAGGACUAAGAAUGGAGGAGAUGAUUUUCAACUUGGCCGACACACAUUUGUUCUUUAACGACCUGGAGGAGUGUGACCAGGUCCACAUCGAUGACGUGUCGUCCGACGACAACGGCCAGGACCUCAGCACGUACAACUUCAGCACGGACGGCUUCCACGCCGCGGCCACCAGUGCCAACCUGUGCCUGGCCACCGGUGUGCGCGGCGGUGUCGACUGGAUGCGGAAGCUCGCCUUCCGCUACCGGCGGGUAAAAGAGAUCUACGGCACCUAUAAGAACAAUGUUGGAGGUCUCCUCGGUCCGGCCAAACGGGAAGCCUGGUUACAGCUGAGAGCGGAAAUCGAGGCCCUGACCGAUUCCUGGUUAACUCUGGCCCUCAAAGCCCUGACGCUGAUCCACUCCAGGUCAAACUGUGUGAAUAUUUUGGUGACCACAACGCAGCUCAUCCCUGCCCUGGCCAAGGUCUUACUCUACGGACUGGGGAUCGUGUUUCCCAUCGAAAAUAUUUAUAGUGCAACGAAAAUCGGCAAAGAGAGCUGUUUCGAGAGGGUCAUCCAGCGCUUCGGAAGGAAAGUUGUUUACAUUGUCGUGGGAGACGGAGUGGAAGAGGAACAGGGCUCCAAAAAGCACAACAUGCCUUUCUGGAGGAUCUCCAGCCACUCUGACCUUAUGGCUCUCCACCAUGCUCUGGAGCUGGACUACUUGUAGCGCCUGCGGCAGACAGCCCAGAAACCUCCACCUCCCCGCCCUGCCCCGGACCCCCACACUUCCCCGCCCAGCCCGUGCCCGCCGCCCCGCCCCCGCUGUGCUGCCUCGGCUCAUCUUAACCCCUGACCUUUCCCUAAACGGAGGACGGUGAAUUAUGGGCACGCAGCUGCUGGCCCCAGUUACUGUGAAAGGGCUCCUUGGAAAAGCCAUCAGGAUGUUUUAUGGCCUCGCCUGAGCUGGCUGGGCCGGGCCGAGCCGGGCCGGGGGUUCGCACCUGUGACCAGACGGGCUACUGGCCCCGCCUGGCCCCGCAACACUCCAACCCCCCCCCCCUACGGCACAGAGACACGGGGCCCGCCGGCCUGCUCGUGGCAAGAGCCCUCCCGGGCACCCCCGCCCUGGGCACCCAUGCAAAUUUUAGAGCUGAGGGCAUGUGAACGACAGCGCCCCCUAAAGGUACUUCGUCGAGAGACUCGUGCCUUUUCACAGUGCAAAGUACUUUUGAUCCUAUCAAGAAGAAAUUCUUUAUGGAAAAUGGUUUUCUAAUAAUUUAAGAUUUAAAAAAAAAACUUUAUUUACAUUGCUGAGACAAUCGUGUACAGAUGAGAUCCUUUUGUGUGUCUAAAUUUGUAAUCACUGGAUUACCCUAACCCUCUUCAUUUGUUAGGUCUGUGCUAUUGAACGAUGCCGAUGUGUUUGAAGGCCUCGCACCCAGCCUGUGCUAUGCCUUAAAGUGUUGAUGUGCUUCACAUUCUCCUCCAUGGUAUAAAUAUGUAGAUACAGGAUUUGUGAUAACUUGGUUUGUCAAGACCAAAAGAGCAUGGAUGUCAAGUGUCAAUCAUGACUUUGUUUCUGUUCGGGUCUGUCUUUCUCCCACAACUCUCUCUCUCUCUCUGUCUAUCUAUACCUUUUUUACGGCCUUGAGGUUCUGCUAAAAUGCAAACCCGUCAGAGCAAUUUGCUUUAACGUGACGUGUGUUUUUGAGUUUGGACUUCGCUGAGGGUGUCCUCUGCCCUGUGCUGGGUCUUCGGUGAAGAGUCAGCAGAACUGAACACCAAAGUAAAGGAUGGAAGUUGCCACAUCCAUACAUGGUGGGAUCAUAUAAACUGAAAACGAGUAUGAUCUCACAAAUCUCAUAUACAAAUGUAGGUGUCAUCCUUUCACCACCAUUGUAACCAGUGUAACUAGUAUUUGAACUAAGACUAAACCUCAUCCUCUUUAGGAAAAAGUCACUUUUUUUUAACAAGCGCUACCACAGAGUCUUGUUCACCAAUUGUUUUUUAUGAAGUAGUCUUUUUAAGAAGUCAUGUUAAUUUUGAUUUUUAAAUCGUAGUCCUUGUCCAUUUUGAUCGCAGUAGUUUAAAUUCGUACAGUCCUAUAGUUAACCUUCCCUAACUACCCGAUCUGGAUUAACCGUGUAUUCGGACCUCGAGGUCGAGAACACGAACACACACACACGAGCACGUACAUACACGAACACACACACACACAUGCACAUACAUACACGGUCAACCAAACAUACACGCACGUACAUACACGAUCACACACGCACGCACGUACAUGCACGAUCACAUACGCACGCACGUACAUACACGAUCACACAUACACACGCACGUAGAUACACGAUCACGUACACACACGAACGCGCACUCGCACCCGUGUGCUCUACAAUGUGAAUUUCCCCUAAGAGGCGUUUGCUUGGCGUCUCCCUCGUCACACACAAACACCCGGCAAACUGCACCGGACUUUCUGGUUUCUCUCCUCUGAAAGCAACUGCUCCCCGGCGUGGGGGCGUCAUAUUGCUGCUAGAUCAAGGUCACCAUAGGCAAUGAAACGUUUUUUUAGAUAUUUACGGCGAGCUUUUUAUGUUGCAAUCAUAAUGCAAACUGGAAAAUUUACAUUACUGGGGCCUCAUUGUUAAACAAAAAGUUUGUUGUGUCUGCAAAAAGAUGUGUACAGAUUUUUGACUUUAUUGUUUUGUGUUUAAAUUAAUAAAAUUGAUUUGUGAACUGUA